Molecule: messenger RNA, 714 nt
Organism: Schistosoma guineensis
Lineage: Eukaryota; Metazoa; Platyhelminthes; Trematoda; Strigeidida; Schistosomatidae
Source: the annotation of a GenBank genome assembly
AUGGGUUCUGCUGCCUCUCACCAAACUCGAGAUGUGACUUUCCACCCCGACGAUAUUGUAAUUAGCGAAGAUGUAAUUAAGCGAAUCAAAAAUGCUGCUACCACCGAGGAUAAUACGAAAGAUGACGUUCGUGCCCCAGAAUCGUUCAAACCGCAGUAUAGCCUAGGUUUAAAACAUGAACUAGAAGAGGCAGAAAGAAGAUACGAAAAGCUCCUGCAACUAUUAGAAAAACGUAAUGAACAACUGUUCAACGAGGCUGCAGAAGAAUAUACACGGACAGUUGAGCGUUUAGAAAACAAGUACAUGAGACCUACUCCUGGGGGGUGUUGUGCUGCAGCUGAACAAAGAGUCGAAGAUUGUUAUAAGCAGAAUCCUGGAAGAAUACUUUUGUGUUCCAAACUUGUUUCAGAGUAUGAUCGUUGUGUGCAAAAUUUCCUUGUCACUAUGUCUAGGAAAGUGUCAAAUGCUGCCUGAAACUAAUACAAUACCACUUUAUAUUUUAUGGAUUCCUAUUCUAAAAAAAAUUCUAUAAUUGUCUUACACAUUGUAGCAUGCCAUUUUCAAUUAAAUGAUUAGUAGUUGUAAUGAUUAUCCUUGUACAAAUCAAAUCAUACUUUAUAUGUAGUGUUAUUUGACAUUUGUUUCAAUUUAAUGUUGAAUAUCUAAACACAAGCCAAAACGACCUCAAUUUUCAGCCAAACAAGAGAACGAAAC